This is a messenger RNA of Galdieria sulphuraria, 1752 nucleotides long. RefSeq lists its product as uncharacterized. The transcript has 2 exons. Bases 70 to 1722 code for a protein of 550 amino acids. The record is from RefSeq and is a predicted model, not a curated record. NCBI's taxonomy places the organism in Eukaryota, Rhodophyta, Bangiophyceae, Galdieriales, Galdieriaceae.
ACGCAACAUUUGAACAACUGUCUUAGUUCUACAAGAGGAACUAUGCAUGAACAGUCCACUAAACCAAAAAUGGCCGAUAAAGAGGUAUCGCAAGCAACAGAAAAAGCCAACGAAAACAGUCCACCCAUACAGCUCGUAUCACAAGGUCGUCAGGCGAGUAAGAAUUCUACACAGUCGUUCAUUCCAGUUCUUGAUUUGAGUCAACCCGAAGAAAAGCAGCAAUCUGAGCAAGUCAUAGAUAUUAUCGAACCGGAAGUUCCUCAAGGUUUGAAAGUUGUGUCACCUUUGGAUUCAGCACCAGCCAAGCUGUUGUCUGAACGCAGUGAACAUUCUGAAGACCAGGAAAGCUCACAAGGGCUGGCAAAACCUCUUACCAAGGACGUAGUACAGCAACCAGAGUCUUCGUCAGCUCAAAUAGAACAAAAUGAAAUAUCUGUACCAUUCAUCUCUGCCAGGCUGAAACAAAAAUUUUUGGAAUAUCAACGACAACGACAACAGCAGCAGCGGCAACUUGGGCUUAAAAAGAACUCUCAGUCUGAAGGCCAAACGGAGUCAUUCUCAUCGCCGAUGCGAAAAUCGGAUCGGGCACAAAAUGGCAAAAAGCCAGAAUACAUUAGAGUAACUCAUAACACUCCUUCGGUCAAUCAAGAAUGUGUUGAAAGCAGAGGCGUUGAAAUGGCAAACCAAAAUAGCAUUCAACACGAGAUUGCAGCCUUGCGAGAAAUAUUGGAAAAUUAUAGGGAAAUGAGUAACAAGGAGUCAUUUCUUCGUUUAUCUAAUGAUACUUGGAACGCAGAUACUUUGAACAUCGCAAGUACGCAAGGAGAUGAGGGGAAAUGGACCGCUCUCUUAACAAACCAUACAUCCACUCCUAAUCAUGACGAAAAAGUUAGGAUUCCAUAUGAACAAAAAGACACACAAGUAUUUGCAGAAAAGAAAGAACAGAAAGACAAUAGCAGUGUUACUGUACUUCAGUCAGCAGCAUUGUCAAGACAAGAACAUAGCUCAUUUGUAGAAGAAGAAGGCUCAGCUCCAUCUUCUGUUCUUUUACCAGACUCUUUUACCAAUAAUAUACCUUCUCCACCAUAUCAUGGUAAAUUUUCUUUUCGAUCCUUCUUCGAUGUACAUUCGAAUCAUAUUCAGAGAUUAGAACACUGUCUUCAAGCGGCAUACAAAGGAGAUGUUCAGCAGUUCCUUGUUUUCAUUUCAGAAACGCCUAGUCGAAAUUAUGUAGAUUUGUUAUUCUAUUGUCUGGAGAGAUUGCUUUGUGAUGCUGAUUCAAACCCUAAUAGAAAUGCUGACCGCAUUCACAAUUUGGAAAUGAGAAUCUUGGAAGAACAAAAAAAAGCGGGGCAGAAUCUUGAUGAAAUUCAAACCAGACAAGCAACUAUCAGUGAUGAAAUUGAAGAUUAUCAAGCAAAAUUAAGUAGAACGGAACUCGCUCUCAAGGUUGCAGUGACAGAAAAGAGACACUUGGAACAUCGCCAUCCAUCAAUAAAACUUUGUGGAUCCAUGGAAGAUGAAAUAGGAAAACUGGAGAGCCGACAAAGACAACGCGAACGACAACUUCAGAGACGUAUGUCUCAAAAGGAGAAACAUAUUGAACAACUACAACAAAUACUUGCUAGAAGAGAUAAAAAAAUUGGACUCGUUUAUUCCGAAAUAACCGAACUGUUGAAGAAUAUAGAAGAAGUACAAGAUAACCUGCAAGUAGUUCAUUGAUAUUCUCAGAUAGAAGCAGUAUGGUUACUU